Messenger RNA from Fundulus heteroclitus (mummichog), 1834 nucleotides. RefSeq names its product mitogen-activated protein kinase kinase kinase 11-like. Lineage: Eukaryota; Metazoa; Chordata; Actinopteri; Cyprinodontiformes; Fundulidae. Gene Ontology annotation, biological process: positive regulation of apoptotic process; microtubule-based process; protein phosphorylation. Bases 224 to 1834 code for a protein of 536 amino acids. The transcript is spliced from 8 exons. The record is from RefSeq and is a predicted model, not a curated record. Gene Ontology annotation, cellular component: centrosome. Gene Ontology annotation, molecular function: protein binding; ATP binding; JUN kinase kinase kinase activity.
CCCUGCAAUGACAAGAUUUGAGUUUGCGGAUGCAAGACGCCUGGCUUUCACCUGUCCCCGAAUCCUCUCCUAGGGCCCACCUGCUGCUUUGACCUUUGACCCCGAUGAGACAACAAGACGGGCAGGAAAGGGAGCAAGGUGUCAUAAAGUACUCCUUCGUACUUUAUUCUCAGACCCCUGGAGUGCGCAGCCGGCCCCGGCCCGGCCACCCGGCGCAGGCUCCAUGGAGCCGCUGAAGAACAUAUUCAGUCGCAGCUCGCUGACGAACUGGAAGAACCUGGACCAGGCCCAGAAGGGCAACUUCGUCAACCCCGUGUGGACGGCCCUGUUCGACUACGAGGCCUCCUGCAAGGAUGAGCUCACCUUGCGUAAGGGCGACCUGGUGGAGGUCCUCUCUCAGGACUCGGAGAUCUCUGGGGACGAGGGCUGGUGGGCGGGUAAGGUCAACAACAAGGUGGGCAUCUUCCCGUCCAACUACGGCUCCUUCAAGCCCAGCGGCUACGCCAAGCUCCCGGCCGCCAGCGUGGUGGAGGAGCUCAACCACGCCGUGGUGGGCAGCGUCGACCCCGAGGAGGUGGACUUCCGGGAGCUGAGCCUGGAGGAGGUGAUCGGCGUGGGGGGCUUCGGCAAGGUGUACCGCGGCACGUGGCGGGGCGAGCUGGUGGCGGUCAAGGCGGCCCGGCAAGACCCGGACGAGGACAUCAGCGUGACGGCGCAGAACGUGAGGCAGGAGGCCCACCUGUUCGCCAUGCUCACCCACCGGAACAUCAUCGCCCUGAAGGGCGUCUGCCUGCAGGAGCCCAACCUGUGCCUCAUCAUGGAGUACGCGUCGGGCGGGGCGCUGAGCCGGGCGCUGGCCGGCCGCCGCAUCCCGCCGCACAUCCUGGUCAACUGGGCCGUGCAGAUCGCCAGGGGGAUGCUGUACCUGCACAACGAGGCCAUCGUCCCCGUCAUCCACCGGGACCUCAAGUCCAACAACAUUCUGUUGGCCCAGCCCAUAGAGAACGAGUGCAUGGAGGGUCUGACCUUGAAGAUCACAGACUUCGGCCUGGCGAGAGAGUGGCACAAGACCACCAAGAUGAGCACGGCUGGCACCUACGCCUGGAUGGCUCCCGAGGUCAUCAAGUCCUCCACCUUCUCCAAGGGCAGCGACGUGUGGAGCUAUGGUGUCCUGCUGUGGGAGCUGCUAACGGGGGAGGCCCCCUACAGAGGGAUCGAUGGUCUUGCCGUUGCCUACGGAGUCGCUGUCAACAAGCUCACCCUGCCCAUCCCUUCCACCUGCCCCGAACCCUUCGCCCAGCUCAUGUCAGAAUGCUGGGACCAGGACCCUCACCGGAGACCUGACUUUUGCUCCAUCCUGACGCAGCUGACGGCCCUGGAGCAGCAGGUGAAGGAGGAGAUGCCGCAGGACUCCUUUCACUCGCUGCAGGACGACUGGAAGCUGGAGAUCCAGGACAUGUUUGAUGAGCUGCGGGCCAAAGAGAAGGAGCUGCGAUGCCGUGAAGAGGGAGCUGAAGCGAGCGGCUCUGGAAGCAGAAGUCCCACGAGGAGUUCCUGCGGCAGCGGCAGCAGCAGCAGCUGGCCCAAACCAGGAGAAGCCAACGUCAAGAAGCGGAAGGGCACCUGCAAGAAGCACCAAACUCAGAGCAAGAACGGCGAGAAGAUCAGCAUGCCGCAAGCUUCAGCUGAUGUGUCCUCUGCUCUAACAGAGUCCAACCAGGCACAGCAGCAGUUCCCAUCCAGUGUCUCAAUGCCUUCCAGCAGCAGCAGGGGCGCUAUGCGGUCGGCGGUGGUGGUGGUGCUGGGUGGGGGUGAUGAUGAGAGGGGAGAGUGA